AUGUCUGUUCGUCUCCCUGGAGGCAUACACUCGCCACAACAGCUCUGGGACUUUUUGAUUGCUAAAGGUGAUGCUCGCGGCCCAGUACCUAAGUCAAGAUAUGACGCCUCUGCAUACUACUCUGACUCCGAGAUGCCGAAUCCCGGUAGUACCAAGACCGAAUAUGGAUAUUUUCUUGAUGAGAGCAUUGACUUGGCUUACAUUGAUACGUCAUUCUUCUCCAUGGCAAAGCUCGAUGUUGAGAGAAUGGACCCACACCAACGACAAAUGCUCGAGGUUGCUCGCGAGUGCCUUGAAGAUGCAGGUGUGAACUGGAAAGGUCGACCGAUCGGCUGCUAUAUGGGAAGCUUUGGUGAGGAUUGGGUCGAGAUGUCUGCGAAGGAGAACCAGCAAUAUGGCUUAUACCGUGUGACUGGAUAUGGAGAUUUCAUGCUUUCCAACCGCAUUUCAUAUGAAAUGGAUCUGACGGGACCAAGCAUGGUAAUCCGCACGGGCUGCUCUGCAGCUCUUGUUGCAUUGCACGAGGCAUGUGUAGCGGUUUCCAGAGGCGACUGCGAAGGAGCCAUUGUCGGCGGAGCCAAUUUAAUAAUGGCCCCAGGAAUGACCGCCGCAAUGUCAGAGCAAGGCGUUCUUGCCCCAGAUGGGUCGUGCAAAACUUUUUCUGCUGAUGCUAAUGGCUAUGCUCGUGGAGAGGCAGUCUCUGCUAUCUUUAUCAAGCCACUAGCAGAGGCUAUACGCGAUGGCAACCCGGUGCGAGCUGUUAUCCGCGCAACAGCUUCAAAUAGCGAUGGAAAGGGUACCGGUGCCGGCAUAUCAAUGCCAAAUGAUGUUGCACAAGAAGCAAUGAUCAGGCGAGCUUACGAAGUUGCUGGUAUCCCGGAGUACGAUUACUCCCAAACAGCCUUCGUUGAGUGCCAUGGCACAGGAACCUCAAUCGGAGACCCAAUAGAGACCAGGGCAAUUGGUCGUGUCUUUGGUCCAUCCGGGGGUGUUCAAAUUGGCUCUGUCAAGCCUAAUCUUGGCCACUCUGAAGGUGCCUCAGGCCUAACCUCGCUAAUCAAGUCAGUUUUGGCACUAGAGCAUCGUGUUAUUCCCCCGAACAUCAAGUUCAAUGAGCCUAACCCUAAUAUACCAUGGGAAAGUGGUCUUUCUGUGCCCACAGAGGCAAUGCCAUGGCCCAACUCUCGAAAAGAGCGUAUCAGUGUCAACUCUUUUGGAAUUGGAGGCACAAACGCUCAUGUCAUCCUCGAUUCCGCUCAAAGCUUCGGUGUCUCUCCUAUCACGAAUCAGACUAUGACAACUCCACAACUACUUGUCUAUUCCGCCAACAAUGCCGAUUCACUGAAGAAGAUAAUAGUCAAUUACAGUGAUUACGCACAAAAACACCCCGGUAUGGUGAAUAACCUGGCCUUCACUCUAGCCAAACGAAGAGAGCAUUUGUCCUAUCGAGCAUUCGCCGUGGCAAACCUAUUUGGGGGUAUUACGGCUUCACUACCUUUUCGGUCUUCUAGCGAAACUCCCAAUAUUGUCAUGGUCUUCACUGGCCAGGGUGCCCAAUGGCCAGAAAUGGGUCGGUGCAUGAUACUGGCCUAUCCUGUCUUCAAAAAGAGUAUCAGAUCUCUUGAUGCGUAUAUCCAAACCCUUGAGGAUGAUGCUCCAGACUGGACAAUUGAGGAAGAGCUACAGAAGCCAAUCCAGACUAGCAGACUCGGCUCAGCUGAAUAUUCUCAGCCUCUUUGCACUGCAAUUCAAAUAGCCCUAGUCGACAUCUUUGCCUCCGUUGGUGUUCAGUCUGAUGCUGUUAUUGGUCACUCUAGUGGCGAGAUAGCUGCCGCAUAUGCUGCCGGUGCACUCACUGCCAAGGAGGCCAUUAUAACUGCGUUUUAUCGUGGUAAGGUCACCAAAAUGCAAACCAAAAUAGGGGCUAUGGCCGCGAUAGGCCUUGGCUCAGACAGCGUACAAGAAUAUCUGCAGCCCGGAGUAACUGUUGCUUGCGAAAACUCGAACAAAAGUGUUACUAUCGCUGGUGACUGCGAGGCAGUUGAGUUUUCAAUGACCAGAAUCAAAGAAACCCAUCCUGACAUCCUGGCCAAAAAGCUACAGGUAGACAAGGCAUACCAUUCUCACCAUAUGGCUGAGAUAGGUGAUAUAUAUCAUGCCCUUAUAGAAAAUCACAUAUCCAGCAAAGGCUCAAAAUCGACCUUCAAAAUGCUGUUUUUCAGUAGCCUUGAGGGCAAGCUACUCACCCCGGAGUCGAACCUGGAUUCCCGAUAUUGGCAGAGAAAUUUAGAGUGUCCUGUCCUCUUCCACUCUGCUAUUUCCUCCAUCAUCCGGCACAAAAUUGCGAACAAUAUGGUAUUCCUCGAGGUCGGCCCACAUUCCGCUCUCGCUGGUCCCCUACGUCAAGUCCAGAGCCACCUAUCUAACACUUCUCCUUAUGCCUGUUCACUCGUUCGCAACCAGAACGACGUGGAAUCAUUUUUAACAGCCAUCGGGAAGCUUUAUACUCUUAAUGCUAGCCUUGACCUUAACCGGGUCAUUACGGAGGGUUUGGCCCUACCAGAUCUUCCGAGAUACCCCUGGGACCAUUCAAAGAAAUUUUGGCACGAGUCUCGAUUAACCAAGCAUUGGCGACACCGACUGGGAGGACAUAAGCAUCACAGUCUUUUGGGCGUUCGACUAGCAGAAAGUCUCGAAUUUGAGGUUCUUUUCCGCAAUGUCUUCCAUCUGGACAACGCGGCAUGGAUUCGUGACCACAAAAUCGGCGAAGAUAUCGUCUUUCCUCUCGCUGCUUAUGUUGGAAUGGUUGGCGAGGCUGUGCGGCAGAUCACUGGAGUCAAUGAAGCAUUUAUAAUGCGAAAUGUGGUCGCCAAUACUGCAUUGGUCUUGAGAGAAAACAGCCAGCCAGUCGAAAUAAUGACUAUAAUGCGCCGUCACCGCUUAACAGAUUUCCUCGACAGUGACUGGUGGGAGUUCACAAUCGCUUCUCACAGCGGCACAGUCUCAAUAAAGCAUUGCUUUGGUGAGGCUAGAUCAUAUAGCGGAAAUGUCUACCAGGAAAGCAGUACCCCUCUAUUGCGCAAAAUCGAUACUCGUCGCUGUUACCGGUCUAUGGCUAGAUCUGGUCUCAAUUUCGGGCCUGCAUUCCAACGUCUAGAUGACAUUCGGUCAGAUACUCUGACAACAGAGGCAACAUCAGAGGUAAUCAGCAAGACAACCGAUGGCGAGGGCUACCACCUCCAUCCGACCAUAAUUGAUGCUUUGCUACAGCUACUCAGUAUCGCUGCAUCAAAGGGUUACGCCAAUCCUACCACUAAAAUGAUGGUGCCGACGAACAUCGAGGAAUUGUGUAUUUACACAAGUCAUGAAAAUGUCCAAGUCCGAGCAUCUGCAUCAUACACUCCAAACGGCUCUAUCAUUGGUGGCGGACAGUGUGUCUCUAAUGGUAAGCUUGUCUUACGUGGUUCGGGCAUCAGGCUCUCUGUUAUAGAUGACCAGGAGUCCAAAGCCGAUGAAACUACUGCCCGCGCAGAAUGGGGGCCUCACAUUGACUUUUUGGAUGUGAAUACUCUUAUUCUGCCAUCGGUCGAUCGUAGUGCCCACACAGAAGCCCUAACAGAGCUAUGCCAUAUUUGCAUGGUUCACACAAAUCGAGUCAUUGCAGGCCUUGACACUACAAUCAGUCAUAUGCGAAAGUAUCGGUCUUGGGUUAGGGCACAACUGCAGCUUUGUGAUUUUGAUCACUCCAUGCUUGACAAUUAUACCAUUGAGCAGCAAGUCAAGUGCGUUGUCAAUAAUUUGUCGCAAACUGUAGCUGCCGCUCCUUCUAAGGCCAUUCAGAAGAUAUUCAACAGUGUCGAAAGGAUCUUCACCGGUGAAGUAGAGGCACUGGAUUUACUUAUUUCGGACGGCACAAUGAACAGCCUAUAUGCCUCCAUUGAUCAGUGUGAUGAGUCACAGUUUUUUCAACAUUUGGCACACAGCAAGCCCAAUCUACGUGUCCUCGAGAUCGGUGCCGGGCUAGGUGGGUCUACUGCCAGUGCCUUGAGGUACUUAACGCCCGGUGGUAGAACGCUAUACUCAAGUUAUACCUUUACUGAUAUUUCUCCUGGAUUCUUCGUUGCUGCGAAAAAUCGCUUCGGUUCAUAUCCCAACAUGGAAUUUGCAACUCUCGAUAUUAGCAAAGACCCCCUGGAGCAGGGCUUUCAUGGUGUAUACGAUCUCAUCCUAGCAACCAAUGUGAUUCACGCCACCCCAUAUCUUAAUGAAAGUUUGAAGAAUGUGCACAAACUACUCGCACCCAGUGGCCGGCUUUUGCUUCAUGAGCUAGCACCAUCACCAACUUCUAAAUGGGUGAAUUACAUCUGGGGAACUCUCGCGGGCUGGUGGAAUGGCGAAGCUGAUGACCGAGUAGAUGAGCCAUAUGUGGAUGUCCAUCGCUGGGUGAGAGAGCUGAAGGCUGCUGGAUUCCGUACCCCCGAUGCUGUCGUUCUUGAUGCACCAGAACCAUAUCAGCUGGGUGCUGUUAUUGUGGCCAGACAGGCGCCUGAGAAGGAAAACUUUCCUAAGAAAUGUGUGACACUCCUGAGUCUUUCUGCGUCUAGUCGUAUACGCUCUAUGGUUCAGGCUUUGGAAAACAGGGGAUAUGUCGUUGACCGCUGGGGACUACAGGGCGCCCAUUUGCCUGCUAGCCAAGACGUGAUUGCUUUCCUUGAUGAUGAAGCACCAUUCUUCGAAAACAUAGAUCAACAGCGAUUCGAAGCAUUCAAAGCCUUAGUUGAGAAUAUGGAAGAAUGCGGUAUCGGUAUUCUCUGGGUGACCAAACUUUUACAAAUGGAGUGUCGGGAUCCACGAUAUGGCCAGAUCAACGGCAUCGCGAGAUCCAUCCGAUCCGAGAAACUGGUUAGCCUUGCCACAUGUGAGGUCGACAACGUGGACUCUGAUUCUUCCCGCGAUAAAAUUAUCGAUGUGUUCGAGAGAUUUCAGCUACGCCAAGAGGGCCACUCUCUGAAGCCUGAAUUCGAAUACGCUGUUGUCAGAAAUACGGUCCAGGUUGCACGCGUUUAUCCCUUCCUGGUGCAUGACGAGAUCUCGACCUCUUCUGUAGACGAUGUUAUUACUCUACGCUCGAGGAAGCCUGGUAGUCUAAGCACUUUGCACUGGGCUUGCCAGGAGACAAAACAACUACUGGAGGGUGAUGAUGUGGAGAUUGACAUACAUUCCACUGGCUUGAACUUCAGGGAUGUUUUAUGUGCAAUGAAUAUUGUCGAAGCUUCUGGAAUUGGAUUUGGCCUUGAGGCUGCUGGUACUGUUCGGCGUACCGGUCCUCACGUCAAAGAUCUAAAAGCUGGCGACCGUGUGUUUUUGAUUGGAUCUGGUGCAUUCAGCACCCAGGUAGUUGUUUCCGAAAAUCUCUGUGAGAGAAUCCCAGGUGGUUUGACUUUUGAGGAUGCGGCUACAAUGCCUUGUGUGUUCGCUACAUCGAUAUACUGCAUUUUCAACAUUGGCAAUCUACAGAAAGGACAGUCCAUUCUUAUACAUAGUGCCUGUGGAGGGGUUGGCAUCGCUUCCAUUCAGCUCGCUCAGAUGGUCGGUGCUGAGAUUUAUGUCACUGUCGGGAAUGAGGAGAAAGUGAAAUAUCUCAUGGAAAAUUUUGGUCUACCUCGAAAGCGAAUCUUCAAUUCUCGCAACAUCUCGUUUGUCGAGGACGUUCUACGGGAGACCAACGGCGGUGUCGACCUAGCACUUAACUCACUGUCUGGCGAGUUGCUACAUGCUACGUGGAAGUGCAUUGCAGUCUUUGGAAAAAUGAUCGAGAUUGGCAAACGAGAUCUGUUAGGAUCUGGAAAGCUUGAUAUGAGCCCCUUCAUCCAAAAUCGCAAUUAUUGCUGCGUUGACUUGGAUCAGAUCUGCUUAAGGAGACCGACCAUUUUGAAGCAGCUACUUAAGAGAGUCGUUCAGCUGCUUAGAGAGCGAUAUAUCCAUCCGAUCCGACCAAUCAAAAUCUUCAAAGCAGAUGCAAUACUGGACGCAUUCCGAUACAUGCAACAGGGUAUCCACUUAGGCAAGAUCGUGGUGUCGAUUCGCGAUUCUGCCAGUCAGGUGAAUCUAGAUUUAGAGGGGCAGGUACAAAAGCGCAGAGAGCCCACGCAGUUCACCAGUUCUGGCGCAUAUCUCUUGGUCGGCGGCCUCGGAGGCAUAGGCCGUUGUCUUUCUGUCUGGAUGGCAGAACGUGGCGCACGUCACUUCAUUUUUCUUUCCCGCAGCGCGGGUACAAGCCAGGAGCACCGAGACUUUGCUCGAGAGCUAAUCAGUAUGGGGUGCCACGUCGGCUUUGUCCAGGGUAGUGUUUCCAAUCUUGACGAUGUGACCAAGGCCGUCACGCGAGCUCAAGCUGAGGGCCAAUUGAAGGGUAUCUUUCAGAUGUCCAUGGUAAACCGGGACCAAAACUUGACACGUAUGACCCUGGAUGACUGGAACGAAGCCGUGAAUCCUAAAGUCAAUGGAACCUGGAACCUCCAUAAUACAGCUCUCUCCGCUGGCGCAGAACUUGACUUUUUUGUCCUUUUCAGCUCUCUGUCUGGUAUGUUUGGGCAGCCUGGUCAAAGUAACUAUGCCGGCGCGAAUACCUUCCUGGAUGCAUUCUCUCAAUACCGCCUUGGCUUGGGAUUGCCGGCCUGUGCGAUUGGUAUAGGAGCGGUCGAGGAAGUGGGCUGCCUCGCCGUCCGCGAAUCAGUCAUGCAAAGGUUCAAGGCCACCGGUAUAUUGGGUGAUACAAUUUCUAUAUGCCAGCUUUUCGAGGGAAUAGAGUUGGCCAUCAAAUCGACAACCGACAAGCCUUCAAACAACUUCUGCAUUGGACUUCAAUGUAGGGUGCCCCUGAAUGAUCCUGGUAACCGUGCUCUCUGGAAGCAAGACAUCCGGACGGCGGUCUUCCACAACAAAGCCACCAGCAACACAUCAAGUACUGCCUCCAGUGACAAUCUCAAAUCAUUCAUCGCCUCGGCGAAGGGCCAUCCCACUUUGUUAGUUCGACCAGAUUCCGCUCAUUUUCUAGCUCUCGAGAUUGGAAAGAAAGUUUUCAGCUUCUUGUUGAAGUCAGAAGAUGAUCUGCAUACAUGGUGCUCAUUGUCUGAUCUUGGUAUGGAUUCUCUUGUGGCAAUCGAAAUGAGGCAGUGGUGGAAAAUGACGUUCAAGUUCGAUAUCAGUGUGCUGGAGAUGAUGGGAAUGGGCACUUUGGAUGCCCUCGGGGAGCAUGCUGCCAAGGGUUUGCUGAUAUUGUUCAAUGGUGGCGAUGAACAGGCCAAUUAG
Molecule: messenger RNA, 7311 nt
Organism: Penicillium odoratum
Lineage: Eukaryota; Fungi; Ascomycota; Eurotiomycetes; Eurotiales; Aspergillaceae
Product: reducing polyketide synthase sphB
Exons: 5
Coding region: 1-7311 (2436 amino acids)
Biological process (GO): fatty acid biosynthetic process; secondary metabolite biosynthetic process
Molecular function (GO): phosphopantetheine binding; fatty acid synthase activity; oxidoreductase activity
Source: RefSeq, a predicted model, not a curated record